AUGGCGUCGAAGAAGUACGCCUUCCUCCCGAUGGAGGACGACGAGGUCGGCCCUACGAAGGUGGUCAAGGACAAGAAGAAGCACAAGUCGCGCCACCGCGAUCGAUCGCGCGAACGGGAACGAGAUCGCGACCGUGACCGCGGCGAGAGGACAUCCAGACGCCGCUCGCGCUCGCGAUCACCGGCCCGUCCGUCAAAACAGUACCGCAAACGAGACACCGACGACAACGACGACCGCUGGGCGGACGAGGAGCCCCGCACGGAUGACGAAGUCGAAGCCGACGACGAGCCCGAAUUCAAGGAGUCGGCGUCGAAGCGCGUCAAGCUCAGCCACGACGACCGAGAUCGCGAACGAGACGGGGAUCUGUCGGACGGCGCGCGUGAAGAGCUGGAACGUCAACGCGAUAUAGAGGAGCGUGAGGCUUUUGCCAAGCGCUUGAAGGACAAGGAUGAUAAGAGGUCUAAGGGCGGCGACAGCAGGAAGUUGCCGGACUCGGGGGACCGAAAGGCGACGAUGGAGGAUCUCAGGUUGAAGAGUCGACAGAUGUAUCUCGGGAAGAGAGAGGCCGAGAAGCUUGCCUUGCUGCGAAAGCAGGUGGCAGAAGAGAAUGAGGAGCUUAGGAGCGGCGCGAGGUUAUCCGAACGAGAGAUUGCCGAGUUUGCCAAGAACCGCGAGAUCCUGAGGUUAGCGGAGGAGCGACUCAAGAUCGACGACCACAAGGACGGGUACUACAUCCCCGAGGACUACAUCACGGAGAAGGGCAAGAUUGACAGAAAACGAAAGGAGGAUGCCAUGUACAAGCGAUACGUGGAGAAAGACGAGUACGGCCAGGAGAAGUUCGUCACGGAGCAUGAAGAGUGGGAAAGGGAGCAGGCGACCAAGGCGAAAGCGCAGAUUCAGCGAGCUGAGAGGGAAAACGACGACUAUUCCUACGUGAUGGACGAGGAGCAGUAUAUCAAGUGGAACCUGGGGUCGAGUUUGCCAGGGGAGGGCAAGCUUACCAAGGAGCAGCAAUUUUUGGCGGCGCAAAUCGAGGCGGCGGAGAAGAAGCAGCUUUCGAUCCAGGAGACGAGGAAGAGCCUGCCUAUCUAUGCGUACCGCGACGACUUCCUCGAGGCGAUGGAGAAAUACCAGAUUUUGGUCAUCGUUGGUGAAACGGGUUCCGGAAAGACGACGCAGCUGCCGCAGUACUUGCACGAGGCGGGAUACACCAAGAACGGCAUGAAAGUCGGUUGUACGCAGCCCCGUCGAGUCGCCGCCAUGUCUGUUGCCGCGCGUGUGGCGGAUGAGGUAGGCGUCAAGGUCGGUCAGGAGGUCGGAUACUCGAUUCGUUUCGAGGACAACACCAGCGACAAGACCAUUCUGAAGUACAUGACCGACGGCAUGUUGCUGCGAGAAUUCAUGACGGAACCGGAUCUUGCCGGAUACUCAGCUAUCAUGAUCGACGAGGCCCACGAGAGAACGGUGCAUACGGAUAUCUUAUUGGCGCUGGUCAAGGAUUUGGCUAGGGAACGGCCUGAUCUGAAACUCCUUAUUUCGUCCGCCACCAUGAACGCCGAGAAGUUCGCCGCCUACUUCGACGACGCCCCUAUCUACAACAUCCCGGGUCGAAGAUACCCUGUGGAUAUUUACUACACGCCUGCACCGGAAGCCAACUACCUUGCGGCAGCGAUCACCACAGUUUUCCAGAUUCACACAACGCAAGGAAAAGGAGAUAUUCUCGUCUUCCUCACAGGUCAGGACGAGAUCGAUGCCGCAGAGCAACAAAUAGCCGACACGGCCAAAAAGCUCGGAAAUCGCGUAAAAGAGCUCGUCAUCUGCCCGAUUUAUGCCAACUUGCCCUCUGAGCUACAGGCCAAGAUCUUCGAACCAACCCCAGAAGGCGCACGCAAGGUCGUUCUGGCCACCAAUAUCGCAGAGACGUCUCUUACAAUCGACGGCAUCGUAUAUGUCAUCGAUCCAGGCUUCGUCAAGGAAAACGUUUACAAUCCGGCAACAGGCAUGGAGAACCUUGUCGUAACUCCCUGCUCCCGCGCCUCGGCAAACCAGCGAAGUGGUCGUGCAGGUCGUGUCGGUCCCGGAAAAUGCUUCCGUCUAUAUACCAAGUUCGCCUACAUGAACGAGAUGGAUGAGUCGCCGAUGCCCGAAAUCCAACGCACAAAUCUCAACGGCGUUGUUCUGCAGUUGAAGUCUCUUGGCAUCAACGAGCUGCUCGACUUCGAGUUCAUGGACCCGCCACCAACCGAGGCCCUCAUCGGCGCCCUCAACAACCUCUUCGCCCUCCAAGCCCUCAACCACAAGGGCGAACUGACAAAGAUGGGCCGUCAAAUGGCCGAGUUCCCCACGGAUCCCAUGCUCGCCAAGGCCGUUCUCGCCGCCGACAAGGAGGGCUGCGUGGAGGAGGUCCUCUCCGUCGUCUCCAUGCUCAGCGAAGCUUCAGCGCUCUUCUUCCGGCCCAAGGACAAGAAGAUCCACGCCGACAGCGCCCGAGCCCGCUUCACGAUCAAGGAGGGCGGCGACCACCUCACGCUGCUGAACAUCUGGAACCAGUGGGUCGACAGCGACUACUCGCCCAUCUGGUCCCGCGAGAACUUCCUCCAGCAGCGCUCCCUGACCCGCGCGCGCGACGUGCGCGACCAGCUCGCCAAGCUCUGCGAGCGCGUCGAGGUAUCCCCGUCGACGUGCGGCUCGUCGAACCUCCCGCCCAUCAAGCGCGCGCUGACAGCGGGCUUCUUCCCCAACGCGGCGCGUCUGCAGCGGAGCGGCGACUCGUACCGCACCGUCAAGAAGAACGCCACGGUGUACGUGCAUCCCAGCUCCGUGCUCAUGGGCAUCGACCCGCCCGUCAGGAUGUUGGUGUACUUUGAGCUGGUGCAGACGACCAAGGAGUACAUGCGUAGCUGUAUGCCCAUCGAGCCGAAGUGGCUGGCGGAGCUGGCGCCGCAUUUCUAUAAGAAGGGGGAUGUUGAGGCGUUGGAGGAGAAGAAGAUGCCUAAGAGUCGCAAUUAUGAUAGGUAA
This is a messenger RNA of Colletotrichum karsti, 3018 nucleotides long. RefSeq names its product helicase associated domain-containing protein. The transcript has a single exon. Bases 1 to 3018 code for a protein of 1005 amino acids. The record is from RefSeq and is a predicted model, not a curated record. Gene Ontology annotation, molecular function: RNA binding; ATP binding. Lineage: Eukaryota; Fungi; Ascomycota; Sordariomycetes; Glomerellales; Glomerellaceae. Gene Ontology annotation, cellular component: catalytic step 2 spliceosome; intracellular anatomical structure.